Prosopis cineraria is the source of this 1038-nucleotide messenger RNA. Its product is annotated as casparian strip membrane protein 5-like. Bases 104 to 694 code for a protein of 196 amino acids. The record is from RefSeq and is a predicted model, not a curated record. The transcript has 3 exons. NCBI's taxonomy places the organism in Eukaryota, Viridiplantae, Streptophyta, Magnoliopsida, Fabales, Fabaceae.
AUAAGCACAAGCUCUGACUCUGCCCAUUUCAUAAGGCUUUAUCCAUAUUCAUAUCCAAUCUUCAAAGUAAAAGAGAAUCUGCGCGAGCGCACGCACACCUGAUAUGGACUCGGAAUCUAAGUCCAGAGGCAAGGCCGUUGCAUUUGCAGGGUCUCCUCCUCGCUCCGAAGCUGCCCCUCUCCCGUUAGCCAAAUGGAAAAAGGGCCUUGCCAUCGUUGAUUUCGUCCUUAGACUCGGCGGCAUCGGAGCAACCAUGGGCGCCGCCGCCAUCAUGGGGAACAACGAGCAGAUGCUUCCAUUUUUCACUCAGUUCCUUCAGUUCCACGCUGAGUGGAACCAGUUUCGCAUGUUCCAGUUUUUCGUGGUUGCAAAUGGAGCAGCAGCUGGAUACCUUGUACUCUCCCUGGCAUUCUCACUCGUGUGCAUCGUUCGACCCCUGGCUGUGGCACCCAGGCUUCUACUUAUAAUCUUGGACACAGUGAUGAUGGCGUUAGUGACGGCGGGUGCUUCGACGGCGGCGGCGACGACAUACUUGGCACAUAACGGGAGCGAAGAUGCAAAUUGGAUGGCGGUAUGCUCGCAAUUCACAGACUUCUGCCAGGGAGCGAGCAUGGCUGUGGUGGUUUCUUUCAUCGCCGCCCUUUUCUUCCUCUGCCUGAUCCUUGUCUCCUCGUUGGCUCUCAAGAGACACUGAAUUGAAUUCCCUUGCACCACUCUGCCUCCACCCCACUCUGUGUGUACAAUACAUCCAUUGCCAUUGGACCUUCGUUACAAUGGUGGUGUUGUUGAUUCAAGUGUCACUUUGAAUUUGCCUUCAGUGUGGAUUGUUGUGUUUAUUAAGGUCUUAUUUCUUGUGCGGAGCAGCGCACGCUUGAGGUUUGAGAUUAUUACUCCGACCGUGUAAUUAUUAUUCGCCUUUUUUUUUUUAAUCAUUUGGUUGUGUAUUAGACGAGGUUUCAUACUCUCAUGGUUUGCUCCUGAGGAAAAAGGGAUGAUUCGUGCAACUGGUUAAAUCAAAACUAGAGAUAAUUUCACAAA